This is a messenger RNA of Acanthaster planci (crown-of-thorns starfish), 5734 nucleotides long. Its product is annotated as plexin-B-like. The record is from RefSeq and is a predicted model, not a curated record. Gene Ontology annotation, cellular component: plasma membrane; semaphorin receptor complex. Gene Ontology annotation, molecular function: semaphorin receptor activity; protein binding; protein tyrosine kinase activity. Gene Ontology annotation, biological process: negative regulation of cell adhesion; regulation of cell shape; regulation of cell migration. NCBI's taxonomy places the organism in Eukaryota, Metazoa, Echinodermata, Asteroidea, Valvatida, Acanthasteridae.
CACAUAUUCGGGAAUCCAACCAGAUAACUAUCUUUGCAACACCGUGGCUGAUGGAAUAACACAGUUGUAUCGAUACGCCAAGGGUAUUACCCCUGUCGCAUCAACUGCUCUGCUUCAACUUCCAGGAUAUCGGAUGUCGUCCAUAGUUACUGCUAUUGAACUUAACCACACGGUUGCCUUUAUCGGAACAUCGAGUGGUGAUCUUCUCAAGGUUCAUUUGGACAACAACGUCACGGGUCGCGUUUAUGAACGGGUUGCCGUGGAUUCCAGUCCUGUUCUUCGAGACAUAAAACUUGACAAUCAGACAGAUCAGCUCUAUCUUCUCACGGAACAAAAAUUGCUAAAACUCAGAGUGGAGAACUGUAGCCAGUAUACAACUUGUGACGAUUGCAUUGGGACUGCAGCAGGACAAGAUGGCGACCCUUACUGUGGCUGGUGCUCGUUGGAAAGAAAAUGCACACGAUACAGCGCAUGUCACCUACCGGACCUGUCAACGAGAUGGCUCGCAUACGACGCUGAGCAGUGUUUGGAGAUAAUCGACGUGGAAAACAGCCUCCCCUUAAGUAUGACAGAAAAGAAGAUCAGCUUGAUAGUUCAACAGCUACCGGACCUCUGUCCAGGACAAUCCUACGAGUGUCAUUUUGGUUCUUACGUAAGCAUGGCAGUGAAGACCGGGAACGUCUUGGCAUGUACAACGCCCCCAGUUGAUGAGAUACCCUCUGUCAAACAGGACGAAGAUGCCACAACUGUUCAGCUGUCGAUCUAUUCUACAGAAACAGCCAUCAACUUUGUGGAUGUGCCAUUUCAUUUCUAUGAAUGCUCCAGCCAUACUUCCUGCGUGUCUUGUGUAGGAAGCAACUGGACAUGUGAUUGGUGUGUUUUUGAAAAGAGAUGCACGCAUGAUAACUCUUCCUGCAUGCGAGCAGAUGAAGUUGUUAUAACUGGCGACAAUAAUCCUCGUAUGUCAUCUACCAAAGGACCAGGCUUUUGUCCACAGCUUCAGGCGCAGGAGGGGGAAGUAUUGAUUCCAGUAGGAGUGAAAAGUUCAAUCACCUUCCAAACUGCAAAUCUGCCGAACCCAGCACAGAUUUUUUCAUACGCAUGCCGUCUUCGUGUGGAGGGCGGGGACAUGGUGGCUAACGCAAGGCGGCUAAACGACACCGUAACUUGUGAAGAAAGAACAUAUUCAUACACAGGUGAAGAACGCGAAGUGGACACCUUCUUGGUUUUAGAAUGGGUGGAUUUGUCGAAUCAACGUCACGUUGUGAAUGAUGUUCAUGGUUACAUAGUGACACUCUACGACUGUUCCAUCAUUGGUCCUGACUGUAGUCGCUGCGUCACAGCAAAUUCAGAACUUUACUGUUUGUGGUGUGGAAGCACCUGUACCUUCGAUGCCCAAUGUGAUUUAUCUGCAGAAAUUACUUUACCACAUAAUGGCCACAACUGCCCAGACCCUGUGCUUACUGGAGUCAACCCACGAUCUGGACCGAUUGAAGGUAACACAGUCAUCGCUGUGUUCGGUACAGACUUAGGCCGAAGGUUCGAAGAUAUUGAUACCGUGAUGGUUGGGAAUCAACCAUGUGAUGUUGCAGGAUUCGCAAGCCUUUACUCAACAGGAGGAAGCAUUUCCUGUCUAACACCGCCUGGAUCAGAAGGUCCUGCCCUCGUCACAUUAUCCAUCACGGGAGCCAAUGGAACAUUGCAAUCGUCCAUGGGUACUGUGACCUUCGCUUAUACGGACCCUCAAAUUUCCAACUUUGUUCCAAUCGUUGGACCAGAAGCAGGAGGAACGGUAGUGACAAUAAGCGGGUUUAAUCUACAAACUGGAAACACGAUCGAGGCAUAUUUUGGAAAUAGUCAGUGUGUAAUUGUCAGCGUCCAAGACGACUCCCUUCAGUGUAGAACAUCGCCCUCAACGGCAGGAAACGCCGACGUUCUGAGACUGAGCUUUGACGGUGCCCACAGAACCUCAACGUCACGGUUUUCCUUCGUCUCCAAUCCCCAGAUCACAAAAGUCUCACCGCUAGCCAGCAUUCAAGCAGGAGGAAGAAAUCUUUCAGUGACUGGGAAAGACUUUAACAUCAUACAAACACUAAAGAUAGUGGUCUACUGUCCUGCCAAUAACAGUCUGUUACAGUUUGAAGAGCAAUGUCGACGGAAUUCGGACACGAGUUUGACAUGUCCUUCUCCAGACAUCCGGCCGUACAGAUGUAACGCGGGAACUUUCGGAUUCAUCAUGGACAGUGUAACCGAGCUGCUCACGUGGUCCGAGCGGAAUGACGUCACUCUAGAAUAUUUCCCAGAUCCUGUAUACUUCCCAUUUGAUGGGGAAGGAUACGAUGUCAUGGCCAUUGGAUAUCUCAUGAAAAUCCAUGGAAAAGGCAUAGACUCUGCAGUCACAGCCAAAGAAAUCGUCGUCACGGUAGGAAGUGAAAGAUGUGAAGUCAGCGUGAUUGGUGACAACAUUCUCGUUUGUAAGCUGCCCAAAAUUCAACCCACCAGUCUCGAUGGAAGCUAUUAUCCCGCUGCUGUGGUUCAUCAUGGUAAUUUGAUUUUCAAUUUGGGGAAAGUGAUUUAUGGUCACCGAGCAGAUCUCAUCGCCAUCCUCGUACCCAGUGUUAUUAUCCCGCUUUCUAUGGCAAUAUUGCUGGCCGCUUGUCUCAUGUAUUGUAGGCAAAUGCGCCGAAAGCGGAAUUUCGAACAGCAACUCAUGGAGAGACUAUUGGAAUUUCAUCACGCGAUUUCUAGUGCCAACAAACAAAUUUUGGAUGGAUCUGAAGGACGCACAUGCACACUGCCAACCUCCAAACAAAAGCGCAUCGUUCUGAACCGCAGGAUCAGUUUUGUUCCAAGCGACGUCCUCAUUGAUUACACCAGACUAGAAUUUGGGAAGACACUUGGACAAGGUGCCUUUGGACGGGUGUUGAGGGCUGUCUUACACAACACGGAGCAAGAAGAUAACAUUGUGGCUGUCAAAACAGUGCAAGACACCUCGGACUCAAAACUCGUCAUGAAAUUUUUGGAGGAAGGUCUGAUCAUGAAGAGAUUCGACCAUGUGAAUGUGAUGGGGCUUCUUGGGUUGACCUUUGACCCGGAUGACAACCCUAUGCUGGUUCUACCCUUCAUGGCAAAUGGUGACCUGAAGACGUUUAUGAUCAGGAAGAAAAAGCCCCUGCCAACAUCUCUCCUUCUGAGGUUUGCUUCGCAUGUCGCACUCGGUAUGGCUUACUUAGCUUAACACAAGUUUGUCCACAGAGAUCUUGCGGCCAGGAAUUGCAUGGUGAAUGGUGACCUUUUGGUAAAGAUAGCCGAUUUUGGACUGUCACGUGACUUGAAAGAAUUGGACUACUACACCAGUGACGAUGCCCUGGCUAAGCUGCCUAUCAAGUGGAUGGCUCCUGAGUGUAUGGAACGGAAGGUUUACAAUGCAAGGACUGAUGUGUGGUCGUACGGUGUGGUCUUGUGGGAAAUUUUCAGCCAGGGCGUGAGCCCUUAUCCCGGACUAGCCAACAGGGACGUAUAUGAUUUCUUGAAGACCGGUCAACGCAUGUACGCCCCCGUGAACUGCCCGCCAACGAUCUAUGGGAUAAUGCAACGCUGCUGGCUAGACAACCCCAAAUCACGCUGCACCUUCACUCAAAUUGUCAGCGAGGUGGAAGGCCUGUUGGCGGGAAAUCUUGACAACCUUCCGGAGUCUAAAGUGGGCAGCGUGAGGAAGGGACGGGCUGAACGACGCGGAAGGCCCGAUCCCAGGCGCGAGAGCUACCUGGUGCCCAUGCAGAUGGAAACGGCCUUUGGUGCAGACGGCCCGUACAGCGACGACGAAAACAAUGUGACUGGCCGUGGUGGUGGUCGGGAUUACAUGAACAAAAGUGUCUUCAGAUAACUUUUGAUCUUCUGCAAGCGGUGAAAACAUUUUUUUGAAUGGAGCACAAUAAUCAUAACUAAUGGGGUGACCUAGCAAUGGUGUAACUGGAAGUCCAUAUUUUCAUCAGCUCUUUUAUUUUCAGCAUGGGACAUAGAGGAGCAUAGCUUUCGAAUGAGUUUUUGUGGCACACUGGGAGCCAUUUCGACAUUUGAAGCUUUUCAUGGUAUAUGAUUGAUUCAUACCGGUGUGCCAGUAAAACACUGUUCAAGCGUGAAGACGAGAGCACUGUACUCUCUAAUUCAGGCAAUGUGCACAGCUGUCAUGUUCCAUUGCAUUGAUCCUACCGUGACUUCCUUCUACAUGGCAGUGCACCAGCUUAACAGCGAACUACUAGGUCUUGACAGACACGUUCACGGCCAUGGCUUAAACAUACUUAUUGUUUCACACCAGACGCAUUGUGGCAAGCAGUGGCCGUAUUGAAAAUCGUGCCCGAUUCAAAUGGGGCCAGCUGAGAAGGAAAACGACUAGUUUUAGCCAAGGGUUCAUUAUUGAAAAAUAAAAUCGACCUGCUUUGUUAAGUGGUUAAACCUUUCAAAAAGUUAUCUGGUCAUGUUUCCACUAGACAAUUGCAACAAUACAUAGGUAGUUGAUUUGGUGUCGAAUGAUGCAUGAUGAUGAAUGAUCUGUGUAAUUUUUGAUAUUUGUAAAGAGAAUUUUCUCAAAGUAAUGUUUAAUGAGCUUUUAAGUUGCUUCUAUGCAAGAUUUAAUAAUAGGGCUGUCAUAUUGAGUAUUGAAGUUUUUAUAUUCAAAUAAUUAAGACUGAAGUACAAACAAUAAUUAAAAACACCACUGAAAUUGACUGCAUUUCCUGUUUAAUGCAUGUAAACAAGUACAGAUUGCAUAAUAUACAAGAAAGUAGUUAUAAUUUUAUGUCCAGUAAGUCGAGUGGCAUUUUCUUUCAAGAAUCAGACGUACUUCAUUGCAUGCAGAUAAAGGUAGCACUACUUUCAUAUACACUUCACUGACGUAUUUUUCUGAAUAUCGCCUACCCAGAGUUCCACUCGAGUUAUUGAAAUGGAGAUAUCCAAAUGUCAUUGUGUUUGUUGCAGUGGACUUCCUUCUUGUACCGUAAAAACAUCAUUAAAAGCUAGCUGUCGUCAUUGUUGAGUUUUCCUGUGAUUUUUACGGGCCUAGAGAAACGCCGAACAAUCGUGUGUCAUCAAACUCUUAUUAAAGUGCAUUUAACUUUAUGUGGUUCUUUCGUCUUCAUUGUGGCACGUGUGGCAUUGAGGAUGUUGAGUGGGGUAUAGCUGCGGAGGAUGUCGACCAAAGAUGUCCAACGCCCAGGGUCCUAGAAAAGAUUGUAAUCUAUAGUGACACGAUUGCCGCUCUUUGUUCACUUCAGCCAAUUAAGCCUAGUAUUGAAUCAAGAAUUAGUGUGGUACUUUGCAGUAAAAGUGAACUUGAAUCUGAGUUCCAACGAUAUAAUUUAUGGCGUUUUACGUGUUUGAUCGAACUAAGCAAUUACUGUAAUGAAAAGGGUUAAGUUUCUCCGAGGUUAAAAUUGAACCCUAGUGAGGGUGAAAAUUGUAGCUACCAACAAUUGAGUCUUAUCAACCCUAUCACGGGUGUUGUGUUGGAUUGAGUCAAUAUUAUUAGUGAAUUUGAAUAUUAAAACGUGUGUAUGUGCAAAGCAAAAUUUAUCGUGAAAAACAAACGGUAGUUAACGUAUUAACGUAUAUUAUUUGUAGUGGACAACCAUUUGUUAUGAAGGAAGUAGUUUUUGAGUAAUAUCUGCCUUUUUCUCGCUUGCCUUGAAUUGUCUCAAAAUAUGCUUAAAUAAAUGAAUAACAGCUUAAUUGCAAA